CCUGUCCUUGACUUGACGCCUUUCUUCUCACCAGCCUUCUCUUGUUCCUCGCUAUCGGUCUGGGGCUGAUAGCUAAGAUCCACUGAGGAGGACUGCGGGAACCCUGGUCAGCUCUCGGGUUCGCCCAACCUUUUAUUCAGCCUACUAUCUUGUGAAGAGGAAAAUUUGCCGAGAUUCUUCACCAAACCUCCAUCACCAUAUCAAAUCCCAUUUUAGCAGGUCACCGUCAAUACCGCCAAAAUGGUCAACUUCACGAUCGAGGAGAUCCGUGCCUUGAUGGACAAGCCCACGAACGUGCGCAACAUGUCCGUCAUUGCGCACGUCGAUCACGGCAAGUCCACUCUGACCGACUCUCUGCUGGCCAAGGCCGGUAUUAUCUCGUCCGGCAAGGCCGGUGAGGCUCGCGCGACAGAUACCCGCGCCGACGAACAAGAACGUGGUAUCACCAUCAAGUCCACCGCCAUCUCCCUCUACGGCACCCUGCCCGAUGAGGAGGAUCUCAAGGACAUUGUUGGACAGGCGUCGGACGGCAAGGACUUCCUUAUCAACUUGAUCGACUCCCCCGGUCACGUUGACUUCUCUUCCGAGGUUACUGCCGCCCUCCGUGUCACCGACGGUGCCCUCGUCGUCGUCGACACUGUCGAAGGCGUGUGCGUCCAGACCGAGACUGUGCUCCGGCAAGCGCUCGGUGAGCGCAUCAAGCCUGUUGUUAUUAUCAACAAGGUCGACCGUGCGCUCCUCGAGCUUCAGGUCUCCAAGGAGGACUUGUACCAGUCCUUCUCCCGUACCAUCGAGUCGGUCAACGUCAUCAUCUCGACCUACCUCGACAAGGCCCUCGGUGAUGUCCAGGUCUAUCCCGACAAGGGCACCGUCGCUUUCGGCUCCGGUCUCCACGGUUGGGCCUUCACCAUCCGCCAGUUCGCUACUCGGUACGCUAAGAAGUUUGGUGUUGACCGCAACAAGAUGAUGGAGCGUCUCUGGGGUGACAACUACUUCAACCCCACCACCAAGAAGUGGACCAAGAACGGCACCUAUGAGGGCAAGCAGCUCGAGCGUGCUUUCUGCCAGUUCAUCCUGGACCCCAUCUUCAAGAUCUUCUCGGCUGUCAUGAACUUCAAGAAGGACGAGAUCGCCACCCUUCUCGAGAAGCUCAACCUGAAGCUUCCUGCUGAGGACCGCGACAAGGAAGGCAAGCAGCUCCUCAAGGCUAUCAUGAGGACUUUCCUCCCGGCCGCCGACUGCCUGCUGGAGAUGAUGAUUCUCCACCUCCCCUCUCCGGUUACUGCUCAGAAGUACCGUGCCGAGACCCUGUAUGAGGGUCCCCCCGAUGAUGAGGCUGCCAUCAGCAUCCGCGAUUGCAACCCGAAGGGUCCCCUCAUGCUCUACGUCUCCAAGAUGGUGCCGACCUCCGAUAAGGGCCGCUUCUACGCCUUCGGUCGUGUCUUCUCCGGUACCGUCCGCUCGGGUCUUAAGGUCCGCAUCCAGGGCCCCAACUACACCCCCGGCAAGAAGGAGGAUCUCUUCAUCAAGGCCAUCCAGCGUACCGUCCUCAUGAUGGGCGGCAAGGUCGAACCCAUCGACGACAUGCCUGCCGGUAACAUUGUCGGCCUGGUCGGUAUCGACCAGUUCCUGCUCAAGUCCGGUACCCUCACCACCAGCGAGACGGCCCACAACAUGAAGGUCAUGAAGUUCUCCGUCUCCCCCGUCGUGCAGCGGUCCGUCCAGGUCAAGAACGCCCAAGAUCUUCCCAAGCUCGUCGAAGGUCUUAAGCGCCUGUCCAAGUCCGACCCUUGCGUCCUGACCAUGACCAACGAGUCUGGCGAGCACGUCGUUGCAGGCGCUGGCGAGCUCCACCUCGAGAUUUGCUUGAAGGAUCUCGAGGAGGACCACGCCGGUGUUCCCCUCAUCAUCUCGGACCCCGUCGUCCAGUACCGUGAGACCGUCACUGCCAAGUCUAGCAUCACCGCCCUUUCCAAGUCGCCCAACAAGCACAACCGUCUCUACAUGGUUGCUGAGCCGUUGGACGAGGAGCUCUCCAAGGAGAUCGAGGCUGGCAAGAUCACUCCUCGUGACGAUUUCAAGGCCCGUGCCCGUGUCCUCGCUGACGACUUCGGCUGGGACGUCACGGAUGCCCGCAAGAUCUGGGCCUUCGGUCCUGACACCAACGGUGCCAACUUGCUUGUUGACCAGACCAAGGCCGUUCAGUACCUCCAGGAAAUCAAGGACUCGGUUGUCUCUGGCUUCCAGUGGGCCACUCGUGAAGGUCCCGUCGGUGAGGAGCCCAUGCGCUCGAUCCGCUUCAACAUCCUCGAUGUUACCCUGCACGCCGAUGCCAUCCACCGUGGUGGUGGCCAAAUCAUUCCUACUGCUCGUCGUGUGCUCUAUGCUUCGACCCUCCUAGCUGAGCCCGCCCUUCUCGAGCCCGUCUUCCUGGUCGAAAUCCAGGUGCCUGAGCAGGCCAUGGGUGGCGUCUACGGUGUCCUUACCCGCAGGAGAGGUCACGUCUUUGCUGAGGAGCAGCGUCCUGGCACUCCUCUCUUCAACAUCAAGGCAUACCUGCCCGUCAUGGAGUCUUUCGGCUUCAAUGGUGAUCUCCGCCAGGCCACCUCUGGCCAGGCCUUCCCCCAAUCUGUGUUCGACCACUGGCAGGUUCUUCCUGGCGGCUCUCCUCUGGAUGGUACUUCCAAGGUUGGCCAGGUUGUUCAAGAAAUGCGCAAGCGCAAGGGUCUCAAGGUCGAGGUUCCGGGCGUCGACAACUACUACGACAAGCUCUAAACAGCGCCUGCGGAUUGGCGUCUAACUCGCUGCUUCGUGCCCUCAGCAUCACAAGAGCCGAGUCGCCGUGGUUGUUUCCCGGCGGCCGAUGGACUCGCAGGAGCAUGGAAGAAGGAAACAGGAGGGACGGUGGUGGUGAAAAGCCAAGCCCAUGGAGGAUUGGCAACCAAAAUCUUGCCCUAGUUGCGCUCGGCCUGUUUGUAGUAACGUAGACAUGAAUUACCGAA
This is a messenger RNA of Parathielavia appendiculata, 3002 nucleotides long. Its product is annotated as P-loop containing nucleoside triphosphate hydrolase protein. Gene Ontology annotation, cellular component: ribonucleoprotein complex; cytosol. Gene Ontology annotation, molecular function: ribosome binding; GTP binding; translation elongation factor activity. The transcript is spliced from 6 exons. The record is from RefSeq and is a predicted model, not a curated record. Lineage: Eukaryota; Fungi; Ascomycota; Sordariomycetes; Sordariales; Chaetomiaceae. Gene Ontology annotation, biological process: translational elongation. Bases 241 to 2775 code for a protein of 844 amino acids.